AGCAACAAGCUCUACCCGAGCAUGAUGGGUUUUGGAUGGUGUGAUUCCGCUGCAGAUAGGGAGACUCAGACAGUCCCAUUCCAGAAACAUGACUACAUACAUACGUGCGUACGUACUUAGUCGCCGACGACGACGGACGCUACAUACAUGGGCAGCCGUCAUGCUAAGAUGCACCCCAUGCCCCCGUUUCAGCCCAUGUUUGUCAGAUAGAAUGCAACAAUAAGAUGCCAAUCCAAGCCCGAGCGAGGGACUUGGGGUUCGGGACGACUGCCGCCAUUUCUGGGGCCAGUCCAGUCGGUUCCUGUCUUGUCCUGUGCUGUGCUGGGGGCAGACGGGAUGAUCGGAUGCCCCGACUGACAGACUGACUGACUGACUGACUGGCAAAACACCAACGAAUGGGUUCCGUAAAGGGGCUCGGUUCUGCUGGAUGGUGCAAAGACAUGAUCUGGGGCUACCAAUGCAUGUACAUAUUCUCCAUCAGCAACGGGGACUUUGCAAGCACCUGGAGAGAGCUUGGCUUUUCCCUUUGCUUUAUAUAGAACCCGUCUCGGCAUCCGGUUAAGCGCGCACGUUCGUUCACGACGCGGGCGCAGUACAUAACUCGACGAACUAGGUAUCUGUACAGAGCUGCAUACCCUACCUACUAGGUAGAUGGAUGUGGUAGUGUGUCCUCUUUCUGAUUUCCCAGCUGGCUGCUGCUAUUCUCUCCCAAUCAUCGUCGCCGUCAUCAUCCAGCCCAGCUGUGUCCAUUCACCGUCGGCCUGCCCAUCCCUCCCUCCACCUCAGAGCCGCUUGCAAAGCCAGCAGCCACAUUCACCCUUCAUCAUCACCGUCAGUACCACGGACAUCAACGGCUCCACCAGAUCAAAGCCCUCGACAAUCGACAAUCGCUAUCGUUAUCGCCGGUCGGUGCAUAGCCACUGCACAUCAUCCUUACUUGCGCUUCAGCGCCUGAGGCUGUGCUGUGUCGCAUAUUUAGCAGCCAUUCUGCGAUUCUGCCUCGAGUCGCGUGGUGGUAAAGUUGGUUAGGCACUGGCAGACGGGCUUUCCCAUCCCGUCAUCGAUUCGACCGCUGCGUCUGUUCUGCUCUGCUCUGCUCUGCUCUGCUCUGUCUCCACCGCUAGGGCCUCCCGACCUUCACGUCACGUCACGUCGCAUCUCACGCUGGCUGGCUGGCUUGCUGCGAGUGCAACGCUUGCUUCACUUUGCCCGCAAACCAGCGUUCGCUCUUGGCAUCAGCCUCCUGUUCUCGUUCUGUGCUGGUGGUGUUGGGAAGAGGAGUCAGCCUUGACCGGUGCCUUGAUCUCUCCCUCGUUGCUGUCCACCACCAUCACUACUGCCACGGCGCCGCCUUUCCAAACUUCUUCACGGUAGCUUGGUACAACCGCCCCUACGCGCACAAGCACAUCCACCUCCCCCCCCCCCGUACACGCCCGCCCGCGCUUCCAUCCUCGUCGCCCACGACCAAGACUUCUCCCCACUUUCCACAGGCACAGGCUCUCAUUUCACCACUCCCGCUCGGUCCACCGCGGGGCAAUCUUUGGCUCCUAGCGAGCACUGCCCAGCAUCCCUGUGCAAGGCGAAUCCUCUAUUGCGACCCUUCAUCAUUGAGCAGCCUACCUACUUGUCACCGACUACUCUCACCGUGGUCCACGCUUUUUGAUCGUUGAUUUUCGCCACGCACGAAUCUAUCGUGAGCGCCAUUAUCCACCACUUCAACCUACCUCUCCGCAUAGAUCUUCUUCCACGCUGCCAGACGGCAGCACCAUGGCUCCUUGAGCACCUAACGCCCAAGUCACGUUACCUUCAACUCUUUCCGUGGGAAGAGUGAUCGACGCGGAUCCUCUGCACCGCUCGUCCAUCCGUUCCUACCUCUCUGGCCCGCACCCGAAUCUGCCUUUCGGGUCCUGUAUUAUCUAUCACGAUGCAGUCCAUCGAUACUCACCAGCAGCCUUUCAAUGGCCAACAGCGCAAGCAACCCUAUCUCGAAGAUGCAUCAAGUAACAACAUGAUGCAAAUGCCCUCUGAUAACUUCCUACUCCCUAGCAAUCAAGGCCAAUUCACAUUCUCCGCGGAACCAGAUUCCAUGCUCAAUUACGGACCAUUAGUCAACUCUAAUGGCCAAGAACAUGCCUUUACACCCAACACCAACUCCUCUUUUGAUUCUUCAUUACAUCCCGAAAUCAAUAAUCACACAUUCCCCCCGGCAAACUCUCAGAUGCAAUUGCAAAAUUACAACCUUUCGCCUGGGUCCCAUAGCCGGAAUGGAGUGAGUCUGUCACCCUCGCACUCUGUGGACCAUCUUAGCCCAGAACCUGGAUAUAUGAGCGAUUCGAGCUACAAUAUCAGUAAUAAUUAUGCGAGUCCGAGUUUCAACGGCCAAUUCCUUGAUGAUUUUUCCACUCAGCUAAACUUCGCCGAAAACCCAAACACAUACCAUCAAUACACUGGAGAGCCAGUAGACAUGUCUAUAUUGACUGGGACCUCGCUGGCUACAUUUAAUGCACAGCCACCUACGCUACCGAGCAAUGCGCAGUUGGUGUCACCAUCCCCAACCGCUAACUCCAGUCCCAUUGUGACCGAUGAACUUUCAAGGAAUGCCCAUAUAUCAGGUGUUCAAUACAUGAGUAAUGAAUAUCAACCUUCUUCCACGCCUCCCAAUCGUAUGAAUCAUACGCAACAGUUCACUCCGAGCAAGCAGCAACAACAGCAACACAGUCCUGCUUUAACAAACAGCCCGAGCAACAGGUCUCUCUCCAACCAACAGGCCCGCACGCAUCUCACCAGUCCUAUCGUCCGCGUUGAAAAUUAUGGUGGAAGAGAGUCACCUCCCUCAGAUUCGAGUCGCCCAGUGAGUAAGCGAAGUCAUGGUAGCCGACGUUCCGGAAAUCACCUGUCUCCCUACCCGAAUGACGAGUCGUCAGACGAUGGCGAAGAUUCGCACCAACCGGUGCGAAUCCAGCCUGUUGUUCGAAGCACUGAGCGAAAUGAAGACGGUUCCUGGGCUGUGGGUCAACCUGGACUGAAUCCCGACGAUCGACAAGCAUUGAACGACGCAUGGGUUCCAAGUUUGGAAGAGAUUGCCGACCAAAGACUGAAGGUAGAAAAGAAACUAGAAGUGCAUGACUGGCUCUCUAAGAGUGAGCUGGGCAGCGAAGCUGAAGACACGAACGGGUCGGAGAAUUUGUUGAAACCUGUAACCACCAGACGCCGGGCGAAAAGUACAAAUGAUGUCUUUCGCCAAGGAUUUGGCAAUGGGUACGGCCUCGGUGUGCACACUGAUCUUGACCAAGUGGACGACUCCAAUGUCCCUGGACCCGGGAUUUAUAUAAACGAAGGAAGUGAAUAUUAUGAAGAUGACGAGGAUGAGGAAGAUAUGGAACCUGAAUCACCGCCAGCAAACAUUGACAUUGGUGCCAGCCGCGCUGAUAACGAAGUUUCUGCUUUUCCAGCUUUUGACGGCGGUAUGGUUGAUGCCGUCGCACGACCUUGGAUUGACGCAGCCUCCCAACCCGCGCCAUCGUCAACGCGAUACCAACCGCCCACCUCGAAUGCAGCAAUGAUGCGCUUCCGUAGACGAGCUAAAGAUGUAGAGUCCGCCUCACUGGCUGCCACAGUCGGCUCUCGCCGACUUAGCGAGUCUGAUCUAGGCAGCAUAAGGGGUAGCAUCCGAGGCGCGCCGGGCGUGAUCAAGGUGAUUGAGCCUGAUCUGAAGAAACAGAAGGAAAGGCAGCGGCGUCCAAGUUUCCUAGAAAACAUUCUCCCUAAGCGAGCCCCCACCAAUCUCCUGAAGCGCAAGGGUAGCAUUCCGGUACCCCAAACAGCUGAUCCUGCAAUUGAAAAGGCCAAAGAAGCGGCUUUGGAGAAGCCUAAGCGUAUGGGUAGUUGGGGGCGGCCUAAGUCACCAAAAGUAGACACAAAUAUUGCAGCUCCAGUACGAGACUUCGGCCCUCCCAGCUCCACAGGUUUAUCUGCGACCAACAACAAAUGGUACCAAGGCAUUACGCGAGUUCGAAGUAAAAGCGAGCUGGGUAAAGCAGCUGGACUUGCGGAGCUCAUGACGCGACAUGGAGGCCCGCCGAUGCCAAUGCUUGCAUCGCCCAUGGCAGACACAGAAGUUGCCAAACCUUCUCCCAACCCAAGUCCGGGGGGAGAUGAUGAUGACGAUGAUGCCCAAGAAGCCGUCACGAUGGAUCUCGCGGUUCGGUCCGACCCGAUCAUCCCCACGUAUGAAGGGUUCAAGACACAUGCUCGUCAGCUCAACCCUCGCUUGACUGAGUACAUGAUAGAGCGUAUCACCCAGGAGCAGAUGAGAAGAUAUAAGCGGUUACUUGAGUUUCGCGUAAAGCAUCUCAACGCUGUAAAGAAUCGCAAUUGUCCAUCAGCGAAAUUUUGCCCAGAUCUUGGUGGGGAAUCUCAGCAGCUGCCUCCUCGAGCCGGAAACAAAGAUGUGGAUGCACCUUUUAUUGGAUUCCAGGUCACAGCCCCGGAGGCGUCUGGCGACGAUGUCGAACCUCUCCCCGAGGGGACAGUUGUCCCUGCCCAAUUUCCCUCUGGUGUGCCUCUGCCUCCCGUCAAACGUCUCCCCGCUGAGUUUGAAUGUCCACUUUGUUUCAAGGUCAAGCAAUUCUACAAGCCAUCAGAUUGGACAAAACACGUCCACGAAGACGUGCAGCCAUUCACCUGUACUUUUCCCAAUUGCGGAGAACCCAAGUCUUUUAAACGCAAAGCAGACUGGGUCAGACAUGAGAACGAACGCCAUCGACAGCUGGAGCAUUGGACAUGCCAGAUAGCAGAUUGCAACCACACAUGCUAUCGAAAGGAUAACUUUGUCCAACAUUUGGUUCGAGAGCAUAAGAUCGCCGAGCCCCGACAGCGCUCAGCGAAGGGCGCAAACAAAGACGGGUCGUCGAACACAGAUCCAGAUGAUAUAUGGGGCCUUGUAGCCAGGUGUCGGGGUGAUACUACGAAGCAACCCAAGGACGAACCUUGCCGAUUCUGUGGCAACAUCUGCACCUCAUGGAAGAAGCUGACGGUCCAUCUUGCAAAGCAUAUGGAACAGAUCAGCAUGCCGAUUCUCCCACUUGUAGAGCAGAAGCAGAUGAAUGCCGACACCAUCAUCAGUCCGGUUGUGGAACUGGCAGACAAGGGCAAACUCUCGGCAACGCCAAACAGAUCACCCGUUGACAAUCCUUCGCGAUACAUCCCCCCUAACCCAGCUACUCUAGCCCCGGGGAUCGACCCCUCGCAAUUUGCACAGUAUACACCCGACCAUGCGUCGGGCAUGUCGCCCAAUGCGAUGCAAACCUAUCCGCCCCCACAGAUGGCCCCACAGACCAGCGGCUACGCAGCCUUCGCAGCUGAGAACCCGCAGGGUUUCACUAGGACGUAUCCAGGCGUGGACCCGAGCAAAGGGAAGGGCGUUUAUAUGGACAACCUUCACAUUCCCAACCAAUCAUACAUGAACGGUAGCAUGGCGAAUGGUCCGAAUCGGUUCCCGAUGACGCCCGUGUCGGCCAUUCAACAAUAUCAGCAGCACGGCGUGUUCACCGAUUCCCCAAUCGAAACAGCACCGUAUUCUAUGGACACUUUGCGAGCGACAUACGUCCCGCAGGAGCAGCAGAACAUGGCAGGCAGCGGUGUCAGCAUGGGAUUCGACGGAGGGAUUGCGCCGCCGGUGCAAGAGCAGAGCGCAUAUCAAUCCAUGCAGUACAUGAGGGCACAGGCACGAGCGCAAGCACAGCAUCAGCAGAGAUAUUCGUUCCAAAGGCAAUGA
This is a messenger RNA of Periconia digitata, 5776 nucleotides long. The record is from the annotation of a GenBank genome assembly. Lineage: Eukaryota; Fungi; Ascomycota; Dothideomycetes; Pleosporales; Periconiaceae.